ACAAGUCACCACGCGGCUUCAGUCUUCACUUCUUGAGCUUCUUAGACUUCACACAUACCGUCUCAGCAUGUCACCCAAGAAGGCCAAGAGGAGGGCAGGAGGAGGAGAGGGUUCCUCCAACGUGUUCUCCAUGUUUGAGCAGAGCCAGAUUCAGGAGUACAAAGAGGCUUUCACAAUCAUUGACCAGAACAGAGACGGUAUCAUCAGCAAAGACGACCUUAGGGACGUGUUGGCCUCAAUGGGCCAGCUGAACGUGAAGAAUGAGGAGCUGGAGGCCAUGAUCAAGGAAGCCAGUGGCCCAAUCAACUUCACCGUUUUCCUCACCAUGUUUGGAGAGAAGCUGAAGGGUGCUGACCCCGAAGACGUCAUUGUGUCUGCCUUCAAGGUGCUGGACCCAGAGGGCACUGGCCUCAUCAAGAAGGAAUUCCUUGAUGAGCUUCUGACCACUCAGUGCGACAGGUUCUCCGCAGAGGAGAUGAAGAAUCUGUGGGCCGCCUUCCCCCCAGAUGUUGCUGGCAAUGUUGACUACAAGAACAUCUGCUACGUCAUCACACACGGAGAGGAGAAGGAGGAGUAAACGGUCGUGGAGUCAAGACAGAAAAUGAAAAGAUGAACGUGCAUCCCUCACUGCUUAACUCUCCCAGUCUGUUCUUCCUUCUCUUACUUUGUGUUUCUUCCUCCCUUUCUAUCAUCUUUGUUACUCUCAAGCACUUACUCUCCAUCUCUCCAAAGACUUGUCUCGCGGAGGCUGAAUUGGGAGGGUGGAGGGGCUCAUGACCACGGUGUCUGUCAAGUGGGGAUAUGGGAUUGUUUUCAAUAAAAUGAACAUCAUUUCUGUAUUUCUCA
This is a messenger RNA of Onychostoma macrolepis, 846 nucleotides long. RefSeq names its product myosin light chain, phosphorylatable, fast skeletal muscle a (gene mylpfa). Gene Ontology annotation, cellular component: cytoplasm. The record is from RefSeq and is a predicted model, not a curated record. Gene Ontology annotation, biological process: skeletal muscle tissue development. Gene Ontology annotation, molecular function: calcium ion binding. Bases 68 to 577 code for a protein of 169 amino acids. NCBI's taxonomy places the organism in Eukaryota, Metazoa, Chordata, Actinopteri, Cypriniformes, Cyprinidae. The transcript is spliced from 7 exons.